Messenger RNA from Gallus gallus (chicken), 2159 nucleotides. It is a transcript of the gene SNX20, whose product is annotated as sorting nexin 20. Gene Ontology annotation, biological process: protein transport. Gene Ontology annotation, molecular function: phosphatidylinositol phosphate binding; protein binding. The transcript is spliced from 6 exons. The record is from RefSeq and is a predicted model, not a curated record. Lineage: Eukaryota; Metazoa; Chordata; Aves; Galliformes; Phasianidae. Bases 938 to 1924 code for a protein of 328 amino acids. Gene Ontology annotation, cellular component: early endosome membrane.
GUCUCGCGAUGGCGGCGGGCUGCGCGUACAGCACAGGUGUCCGCGCAGUGCCGCGCGCGGAGGGCGGGCCCGCGGGGGCGGCUGUGUUCUGCGCGCCGCCAGCGGCCUUCCACAGGUGCGCGAAACAACGCUGCAUACGGAGCUUAGCAAAACCAGGUGCAGCUCGUCCGCAGCCGAGCGUCUGAGGGUGCCGUCACCCGAGCGCGGCUCUACUGAGUCCAACCGGCAGCGGUGCUCGGGGCGAGCAGUCCUGCAGGAAGCAGAGGGCGCCGAGCUGCGUCCCGCCGCAGUGCCCGCUGCUCCACGCGGCCCCCGGCACGGCUGCUGAGCUGGGGAGCAAAGCAGGCUGUGCUGCGCUCAGCCUCCAGGUGGCUAUCGCUCGCUGCGAUUUGCUGCCUUUGACGCUGCUCCUACAAGCAUCCGUGUGUGCUGAAAUCCUGUUACCCAAAGGCUGCGAUGUUUACACUCGACUUACGUAAAGCACCCGUGGAACUCGACUGUAAACACUAACGCCGUGGCCGUGCUGAAAGAAGGAAAGUCGACAGACACACACAGGGAAAACGACCGACGUGCGCACACCGUGAGAAAGCCUUCACUGCGCACAGACGGAACAGCGCCCUCAAACGCAGCCCACCUUCACGUCCCACGGAGCCGCCGGGCGUGCGCUGCAGCUCCGCGCCGCUGACGGAGCACAGCUGGAAGGCAGCCCGAGCUCCUACUCACUCUGCAGCUCCUUCGUACUCCUUCAGCAGUAUAAAGGAGCUGUGAAGCGAUAGCAGGACUUGGGCAGCGUAAAAUGGGCCUGCUGCAUUUCUUUCACGUUCCAAACCCUGUCUGUAACGCCAGCACAACACAUUUGCCAGCAGGCCCCUCCUGACUUCGUACCGACUACGCGCGCACCACAGCUAAAACCUCCUCGGCGUUCCCCAGCUUUGCAAUGGAGCAGGACCCAGAGUGCACAGCAGAAAGGGAGCUGUUGGAAGCUGCAAGCACGAUUGCUACAUUUUCUAUCACAGCUCCUCCAGAUGAAGAACAAAGUCAACCCAAAGCUGAAAUUUCUUGUGAACUGAGCAAAGAAAACCCAGGAAGAGACGACCUCCGAGAUUCCAAAGCAUCCCUAAGUCCCAACUCUUCAAUGACCACUAAGGAGCUUCAGGAAUACUGGAGGAAUGAAAAAAGCCAGUGCAGACAGGUCAAACUCCUUUUUGAAAUUCCAUCAACCAGAAUUGUAGAGCACCACUUAUCUAAAUAUGUGAUGUAUAAAAUCAUAAUUUUGCAAACGGGAAGCUUUGACAGCAACAAGUCUGUAAUUGAACGGCGUUAUUCUGAUUUUGAGAAACUGCACAGAAAUCUUCUGGAGGACUUCAGUGAGGAAAUGGAAGAUGUGACCUUUCCAAAAAAAGCCCUAACAGGGAACUUCACAGACGAAAUAAUCAGUGAGAGAAAAUUGGCCUUUAAGGACUACCUGAGGCUUCUGUAUUCGAUGAAAUUUAUCAGGAGAUCAAAAAAAUUUAUUGACUUUUUAACAAAGCCUGAGCUUCAGGAAGCAUAUGGCUGCCUGCGGGGUGGUCAGUACAACAAGGCCUUGGAAAUCCUGCUGGAAGUCAUCCGUCUGCAGGAAAGGCUGACCAGAGGCAACCCUGUUGCAAUUGUCCCUACCCUCUGCGCUAUUGUGGUGUGCCACAAGGACCUGGGAAAUGCAGCAAGUGCCUUUGAAUACGGGGAAAAGGCUCUGUCAUACCUUUGCAUGCGUAACAGUCACAAGUACUACAUCCCGUUGUUAGAAGCAAUGAUCACUUUGGCAUAUGAGCUUGGCAAGGACUUUUUGUCUUUGCAAGAGAAACUGGAAGAAUGGAAGGCAAAAAAAGAUCCCGUACGUGUUUUUUCCCUGAAAGAGCUUGCAGUUCGGGAAUAUGUAAAAUGAAUACAAGAAGCAACUUUGUUAAAGUGCAAAGCUGCCUGCUUCUUUUCCUGAACACAUUAUCUUGUGUAAUAAUGUAAAGAGUAAAGAGCAAUAAUUGGAAAUUACCUGUUAAGAUAACAUAACUUCAAUAGGUGGGAAAAAAAAAAAUCAAAUAUUUCUCAACAUGCUGGGAAAUUUUAUAUUUACUCUAGACCUAAGAUUAUUAAGGCUUUUGGAAAUAAAUUUGUAACAAGAA